This is a messenger RNA of Dufourea novaeangliae, 2964 nucleotides long. It is a transcript of the gene INTS7, whose product is annotated as integrator complex subunit 7. Lineage: Eukaryota; Metazoa; Arthropoda; Insecta; Hymenoptera; Halictidae. The transcript has 14 exons. Gene Ontology annotation, biological process: snRNA 3'-end processing. Gene Ontology annotation, cellular component: integrator complex. The record is from RefSeq and is a predicted model, not a curated record. Bases 45 to 2930 code for a protein of 961 amino acids.
UGGAUGGAAUUAUCGUGUUGUUUAGACACCGUACGCUAAGGAAAAUGAUUGGAAUGCGAAUGAAUGCGUUUAACGAUACUGGGCUUGGUGAACCAGAACAAGAUGCAAAUACAGCUCUCAUAGAGUUAGAUAAAGGUUUACGUUCCUCAAAAAUUGGAGAACAAUGUGAAGCAAUAGUACGUUUCCCCCGAUUAUUCGAGAAAUAUCCUUUCCCUAUACUGAUCAAUUCUUCUUUGCUAAAAUUAGCUGAAGUAUUUCGAACUGGUAGUAAUUUUUUACGUGUCUGGGUGCUCAGAGUAUGCCAACAAAGUGAAAAGCACUUAGACAAGAUUCUAAAUGUUGAUGAAUUUGUAAGACGUAUUUAUAGUGUGAUACAUUCCAAUGAUCCAGUUGCUAGGGCUUUAACACUGAGAACAUUAGGUAGUGUAGCUGGAAUCAUUCCAGAAAGACAACAGGUUCAUCAUAGUAUAAGAAGAUCAUUGGAUUCCCAUGAUUCAGUUGAAGUUGAAGCAGCAAUAUAUGCAGCACAAAUGUUUGCAGCACAGUCUAAACUGUUUGCUGUGUCUAUGUGCAGUAAAAUAUCUGAUAUGAUCAGAGGUCAAGCAACACCAGCAUCUAUGAAGUUGCAACUUAUACCUAUUUUACAAUAUAUGCAUCACGACAGUUACACAGCUUCAAUGGUAAAUGAACUAUGCAUGGAGCUUCUUGCUAAUUAUCCAGCAGUUGAAUUUGUUAGAGUUACCUUAAGUGCUUUGAGUACAUUAGCUUCGGCAACAUUAAUUGAUAUUCCACAGCAAGUUGUACUUUUGUUACGUUAUUUACAAGAUGAUCCAAGAUUAUCUAUUAAGCGUCAUGCAUUACAUCUGUUACAUAUUCUGGCAAGAAAAGGAGCACAUCUGUGGCCACAAGGUGCCCUUAAUAAUUUAAUAGAGAGUACUACGACUCUUCUACAAGAUGGUGCCGGAAACAAAGAUCUUCUUAUUCGAACACUGGACGUGAUAGAGGUGCUUAGUCAGAGUGCAGUAACAUGCGAUGCAAAUAGAGAAGAAGGAAAUCCUUUGUUGUCUUUAUGCGUGAAUGCUUGUUACUCUUCUGAUCCUCUCGUGGCUGUAAAAGCAAUUACGAUUUUAUCCAGAGUUGCAUGUUACUGUUACGAAGAAGGUUUACCAGCCUAUGGAAUACAAGACGUUGUAUCUUGCCUCGAAUCUUUAAUCGUAUUACUAGCCCUGGAUGAUAAAUAUUUACGGCAGUUGAAAGUUUGUCUACGUUCAACGGCGAAGUUGUGUCGAGCACAGCCCAGUCAUUGCUCAGUAUUCGUUGAUGCGAUUGGUGGUACACUCUUCAAUGUCAAUACAGAAAGUAGUCAAAGUGAAAAGCAGGCAGUUGCUUUGUGCGAAGCUUUAGGGGCCAUUGGAAGUUUAGGAGAAAAUACAUUAUUUUCACUUUUACCAGAUAUAUUGGCGAAGCUUACACACACUUCGCAUGUACACGCAAAGGUGAUGUUAUGUACACUACUUUUUCAAAUGGUAGCCGGGGGCUAUGAAUGGAACACAGAAUGUACGAAAGCGGUGGAAGAAGUGAUUAAAAAUGUAGAUGGUUGGGCUAAGUACCGUAUUGCACGUAGUGCUGCGAGAUAUGGCCAUCAUACAAUAGCAACUCAAAUAUUUAGAAGCUUAAAAGAAACAGUUGCGUCCGAACAAUUACACUUCUGGUUAUCUGGUCUAGAAUUAGUGACGAAAGCUGAAAGCCAUCUUAUGGAAACGGCAGAAGAAACGGAGAGCAAAGCGAAAGUUUAUAUAGUAGAAAAAUUAAACGGAGCUAUUGCUCGUUAUGCUAGUGCAUGCGCAUCAUUGAAGGCUGCUAGUACGCCUUUACGAAGUUUACAAUUUGCUAGUGAAUAUUCAAAACUCCGUUGUGAAUUUCUUCAGGCUACCGUUCAACUUUUACAUUCGUGCAGAUCUCUUUGUACAGCCCCACCACCAGCCAUCGCCGUUACAGUAGUACUUGCGACGAAAGAUGAUCUUCAGCGUUAUGGUCGUGUCACUCAUCAGUUGAGGAAAUCGGCCCAGGAAUUGAAACACUGCGCAGAAAACUAUCAGAAACUUUAUCAAUCGGCUUUCGAUGCUGAUCCCGGUUCGUUGGCAAAUAUAAAAGCAUUGCAAGAAAUGUGUCGUUUGUUGGCAAAUAGCGUUGAACGUGUUUGUGGCGGAUCAGGUAUUUGUACGUAUCAUCAGAGUGAAGUAAACUUUGACUUCGGAGACACUGUAGAGAUGCGACAGUUGGCUCGUUGCUGUACAGAGCUGCGACGCCUGGCGCCACCCUGGAUUGCCGAAGGGAAAAAUGCGGCCAUCAGCCAUUCCAGGGUGAACUGUUUAAUCUCACAAGUGAUGUUGCUGGCUGGACGGAAAAUGAGAUUACCAAUACCUAGGUAUUACUUCCAAGCUUUGCAAGCAACUAGCGUGAAGUUGUCUGUCUCACCACAACCCCGUGUACUUGGAGAACCUGUGUCCGUACCUCAAGGUAGCCAAUUGGCGCUCAAAGUUGAGGGAGUACUGCGGCAUGGUCGUCGCGCUUCCCUUUACCGAUCCGUUGCUGCUGUUUGCAUUUCUAUCUCUACAACUCCACCGUCAAAGAUCAAUUCGGAUCAAAAGGAUUCCAACUCGAAUGAGCUGCAACAAACAGUUACUCCGCAUCGCGAUUUUUUUGCCUGCGAAUUUCUGCUUUCACUGGGAAGCCCGGGAACGGGAACAACGACAUGCGCAAGCAGCACCGGUAAUUUAAACAACAACUCCAACACAGGGGGCGGGCAGUAUCAAGUCACAGCGAGUGCAAGUAUACUUGAUAAGGACGGCAACGUGUGGAAAUGUGGACCCCGUUCGACGCUUCAAGUUAGGGUACACGAAGAACCAGCCAAACGAAAGUUACCAUAAUCAAACCAAUAAUUUUUCUUAAACAUAAUUUGUA